UUGAGAAACGUCUUCUCUCCUUUGUUAGUGGACGAGUGGGAGUGUCCCUGGAAUUGAAUCCGUUUCAAUGGCGGGUUCUUCGAUCAUGGAGAACCUCUUCCAGCGCACGCUGGAGGAUCUGAUCAAAGGCAUGCGCCUCCAGCUCAUUGGCGAGUCUACCUUCAUCUCCAAGGCCACGGAGGAGAUCCGCCGCGAGAUCAAAUCCACCGACCACCACACCAAAUCCACGGCGCUCCUCAAGCUCUGCUACCUCUCCGCCGUGCACGGCGUCGACAUGUCCUGGGCGUGCUUCCACGUGGUGGAGGUCAUGUCCUCCUCGCGGUUCGCGCAGAAGAGGAUCGGCUACCACGCGGCGUCGCAGUCCUUCCACGACGACACUCCGGUGCUCCUCCUCAUCACCAACCAGCUCCGCAAGGACCUCUCCUCCGCCAACCACUUCGAGGUAAGCCUCGCCCUCGAAUGCCUCUCCCGAAUCGCCACGCCCGAUCUCGCUAGGGAUUUGACCCCCGAGCUUUUCAAUUUGCUCUCCACCGCUAGGGUUUUCGUUCGGAAGAAGGCUAUUGCCGUCGUUUUGAGGCUCUUCGAUAAGUACCCCGACGCCGUCAGGGUUUGCUUCAAGCGCUUGGUCGAGAAUCUCGAGAGCUCCGAUCCUCAGGUUGUCACUGCCGUCAUCGGGGUUUUCUGCGAGCUCGCUGCCAAGGAUCCGAGGUCGUAUCUUCCCCUGGCGCCCGAGUUUUAUAGAAUUUUGGUUGAUUCUAAGAACAAUUGGAUUUUGAUUAAGGUGCUGAAGGUGUUUGCUAAGUUGGCUCCCUUGGAGCCUAGGUUGGGGAAGAGGAUUGUUGAGCCUGUUUGUGAGCAUAUGAGGAGGUCUGGGGCGAAGUCCUUGGUGUUUGAGUGUGUUAGGACUGUGCUCACUAGCUUGAGUGGUUAUGAGUCUGCUGUUAAGCUCGCGGUCGAGAAGGUUAGGGAGUUGGUGGAUGAUCAGGAUCCCAAUCUUAGGUAUCUUGCGCUGCACGUGCUUUCGGUUGCUGUGCCGGAGCACUUGUGGGCAGUGUUGGAAAACAAGGAAGCGGUGAUUAAGUCGUUGAGUGAUGAGGAUUCCAAUAUCAAGAUUGAGUCUCUGCGGCUGUUGAUGGCCAUGGUGUCCGAGAGCCAUUUGGCGGAUAUAUCCAGGGUGUUGCUCAAUUAUGCAUUGAAGUCUGACCCUGAAUUUUGCAAUGAGAUUUUGGGCUCCAUUUUGACGACGUGUGGUAGGAAUGUGUAUGAGAUUGUUGAUGACUUUGAUUGGUAUGUGUCUCUUCUUGGAGAAAUGGCGACGAUUCCUAACUGCCAAAAGGGGGAAGAGAUUGAGACUCAGCUUGUUGAUAUCGGCAUGAGAGUUAGGGAUGCUAGAAUGCAGCUUGUUCAGGUUGGGCGGGAUCUGUUGAUUGACCCUGCGUUACUGGGUAAUGUGCAUUUGCAUAGGAUUUUGUGUGCUGCUGCUUGGGUUGCUGGAGAGUAUGUUGAGGUUGCGAGCAAUCCUUUUGAACUCAUGGAUGCACUCCUACAGCCUCGUACCAGUCUCUUGCCACCAUCAAUAAGAGCAGUUUAUAUUAAUGCUGCUUUUAAAAUUUUAAUUUUUUGUCUAGACUGUUACCUUCUGCAAAAUGAAGGUACUGCAUCCUUGGAUUCUGGUAACUUGGCUGGGGGACAGUCAGAGUUGUUUAGUGUAAAAAAUGACACUGAAGCUGCUGAAUUGGCAACAUGUGAAGGUUCAAAGUAUGAACAGGAUGCAGGUUUUAACCCGAGGAAUACAACUGAAUCUUUUGAUGAUCUUUCUGCUGAAAAUGGCAUUGAGAGAGUUGCCACUCAUGAUCAAACAAUAACACCUACAUUCGUGGAAAAGAAGAAUUUCAUGCAUGAAUCCAUUGUAAACCUGUUGAAUAGAAUUGAGUUAAUUUUUGGCCCACUAAUAGCAAACCAGGAUGUUGACGUGCUGGAGAGAGCACAAAACAUGCUUUCCCUUGUUCUGUUGAUUAAAGGAGAAAAUGAUAAUUCAUUUCAGGAUGUGGACAAGAAAGAUACUCGAGUUUCAGCUAUUAUCAAAUUGAUGCGUGAUGCUUUUACUAUGGAACUUGGUCCAGUGUCAACAAGUGCACAAGGAAGGGUUGCUGUGCCGGAUGGAUUAGUUCUUAAAGAGAAUCUUGGUGACUUACAUGCAAUAUGUGGUGAUAUUGAACUGCCGUCAUCAAGUUCGUUUUCCACAGCAGGCCCUCACCUUACCGCUACUUCAGAUGCUUCUUCAUCUAAUCCUCUGAUAAAUGAAGAGUCAGGGGCAUUGAAUGAAUCUACAUCCUUGAUUGAACACCGUAAGCGGCAUGGAUUAUAUUAUCUUCCUUCAGAGAAGAGUGAGAUUGUUACAGAUGAGUAUCCUCCUGCAAAUGAUCCAAAGUCAAACAGUAAUAUAAAUGAUGAAGCUUCAGAGCUAGUCAAGCUAACAGAGCAAUCGCUUCUUCUGAAGAAAAGGACAAACCAAACAAAGCCUAGGCCUGUGGUGGUGAAAUUGGAUGAUGGAGAUGUGGCACCAAUAUCAGUCCAAAGGCCAGAGCCAAGGGGUGAUUCUCUUUCUGGUGCCAUAAAAGAUGUUCUUCUCGGAAGCGAAACUGGGCCAAGUAUGUCUCAAAGUAAUCCUUAUGAUAAGUCAUCAAGGAAGCAGAAAGAGAAAAAGAAACUAGGCACAAAUGUUCAGUCUGAAAUGAAGGAAAAUGUAGUUGAUGCAGAAAAGCCCGACUCUGAAAAUCCAAAUUCAAGUGGCAAAAAUCAUGGUCAUACUAGAGAGAGAAGACACAGAGGAAAAGAGAAGAUUGUUGAGGGGGAAGAGCAUGAUCAAAGGGGAAAGAAAAAGAGUGGCCACCGCCACAGUAGGCGAAAAACUCAUCAAAGAGCAAAGUCACCCUUAAAUGUGGUUUCCCAAACACCAGAAAUUCCAGAUUUUCUUUUGUAGUGUUAAAUGAUUGAUUGGUUUUGAUUUCUCAUCACCUGUUGUUAUUGACUGAGGCUGUUUACAUGUUGUAUUCUUAGUGCUGAGCCCUGAAGAUAGUUCUGUAGAUUUGGUAUUUUUUUCCAUUGCUCAUGGUUUCUUAUAUCCCUUCUUUGUUGUCUGUUUUUGGCCCUACAUGUCACAAAAUGAACAUAUUUAAGACGCAAAAUUUUCAAGUUUGAUGCUGUUUGGCAGCCCUUUUCUUGAUA
Molecule: messenger RNA, 3228 nt
Organism: Cajanus cajan (pigeon pea)
Lineage: Eukaryota; Viridiplantae; Streptophyta; Magnoliopsida; Fabales; Fabaceae
Gene: DELTA-ADR
Product: delta-adaptin
Biological process (GO): Golgi to vacuole transport; protein targeting to vacuole
Cellular component (GO): membrane coat; endosome membrane; AP-3 adaptor complex
Source: RefSeq, a predicted model, not a curated record